AUGGCGGCGGCGCCGCUCGUGGUGCUGGGGCUCGCGCUGCUGCUGGUGGAGGGCGCCUCCGCGGAGGUGGGCAGCGUCUCCACUUCCAUAGAGGAAGUGGGCUCCAAGGUGCUCCUCACCUGCGCCUUGAAUCACAACGACACGCAGGUCACCGGCCACCGCUGGAUGAAAGGGGACAAGGUGCUGAAGGAGGACGCGCUGACCGACCUGAAGACGGAGUACGAGGUAGACGCGGCCGACCGCGCCGGCAAGUACUCCUGCCUCUUCCUCCCCGAGACCGUGGGCAGGGGUGACCUGGCCGUGAGUGGGCCCCCCAAAGUGAAGGCCCUCAAAAGGUCGGUGAAAGGCGAUGAGGGCGACCCUGUCACGCUGGCCUGCAAGUCAGACUCCUUCCCGCCCGUGACCAGCUGGGCCUGGUACAAGAUGGCCGACUCGGGGCACCAGGAGAUUGUAAACGGCUCCCAGAACAGGUUCUUCGUGAACAACUCGGAGGCCAGGUCAGAGCUGCGCAUCAAGAAGCUGAACAUCAAGUUCGACCCCGGCAAGUACGUGUGCAACGGCACCAGCUCCCUGGGCUCAGACAAGGCGGUGAUCACGCUGCGCGUGCACAGCCGCCUGGCCGCCUUCUGGCCCUUCCUGGGCAUCGUGAUGGAGGUGCUGGUGCUGGUGGCCAUCAUCUUCUUCUACGAGAAGUGCCGGCAGCCGGAGGUGGUGGUGGACGACGACGACACCGGGACCGAGCCUCCAAAGAGCAGUGGGCACCAGCUGAACAACGAAGACAAGAGCGUUCGCCAGAGGAACCCUACCUGA
Messenger RNA from Lepus europaeus (European hare), 810 nucleotides. RefSeq names its product basigin-like. The coding region runs from base 1 to 810 and encodes 269 amino acids. The record is from RefSeq and is a predicted model, not a curated record. NCBI's taxonomy places the organism in Eukaryota, Metazoa, Chordata, Mammalia, Lagomorpha, Leporidae. Gene Ontology annotation, biological process: cell-cell adhesion. Gene Ontology annotation, molecular function: cell adhesion molecule binding. The transcript has a single exon. Gene Ontology annotation, cellular component: cell-cell junction.